AGUAGUAAGAAAAUGCUGGGAUCAGAACGAGGUGUUGUAGAAGAAUGGCUGUCAGAAUUCAAGGCAUUACCUGAGACACAAAUUUCCAGCUAUGCAGCUACAUUGCACCGAAAAAAAACACUGGUACCAGCUCUUUAUAAGGUCAUUCAAGACCCAAAUAAUGAGCUCCUGGAGCCUGUUUGCCACCAGCUCUUUGAACUUUAUCGUAGUUCUGAAGUUCGACUCAAGAGAUUCACACUGCAAUUUUUGCCAGAGUUGAUCUGGGUAUAUCUGCGUCUUACUGCCAGCAGGGACAGGCAGAGUAAUGGUUGCAUUGAAGCAUUGCUGCUUGGCAUUUACAACUUGGAAAUUGCUGACAAAGAUGGAAACAACAAAGUUUUAUCUUUCACCAUCCCCUCAUUAUCUAAACCCUCAAUAUAUCAUGAGCCCUCUACUAUUGGAUCCAUGGCUUUAACUGAAGGAGCUCUAUGUCAGCAUGAUCUCAUCAGGGUAGUUUACAGUGAUCUUCAUCCUCAAAGAGAAACCUUCACAGCACAGAACCGGUUUGAGGUGCUGAGCUUUCUUAUGCUGUGCUACAAUUCUGCUAUUGUCUAUAUGCCUGCCUCUUCUUACCAAUCACUUUGUAGGAUGGGUUCCAGGCUGUGUGUGAGUGGAUUUCCACGGCAGCAUGAGAAACGCUGGAAAGAACACUGUGGUAGAGUGGUGUUAGACCCUGACUUCAUGGUGCAGCUGCUCACAGGUGUCUAUUACGCCAUAUAUAAUGGUCAGUGGGAUCUUGGCCAGGAGGUAUUGGAGGACAUAAUUUACAGAGCACAGCUAGAACUCUACUCACAGCCUCUGCUGGUUGCAAAUGCCAUGAAGAACUCGCUGCCCUUUGAUGCUCCUGAUGCUUCACAAGAAGGCCAGAAGGUACUAAAAGUAGAAGUUACUCCGACAGUGCCGAGGAUUUCUCGGACUGCUAUUACAACAGCUUCUAUCCGUCGUCAUCGCUGGAGGAGAGAAGAUGGUGAAAGUGUAAAUGGAAGAGAGGAAUCUGUGAACCUUAAUGAUGCUGAUGAAGGAUUUUCAUCAGGAGCUUCCCUCAGCAGCCAGCCAGUUGGGACCAAACCUCUAUCAUCUGUAUCCCAGAAGGGCAGCUUAAGGAAAACAGCAAGUGGCCGUUCUGCUAAGGAUAAAGAAACCUCUUCUGCAGCAAAAUCCAAUGAGAGCCCUCGAGAUUCAGUAGCUCGGAAGCAGUACAUGCACCAAUCCACUGACCUUGGUGCAGAUAUAAUUGAGAUGACACCUACUAAGAAACACCUCAGCCUGCCUGCUGGGCAGGUGGUGCCAAAAGCCAACAGUUUGAGCCUGAUCAGGACCGCCAGUGCUUCCUCCAGUAAAUCAUUUGACUAUGUGAAUGGCAGUCAAGCAGGCUCCAGUGUUGGAGCUGGUACAGAGAGUGUUACCAAUCUAGCAGCUGGCAACACCAAUCGGUUUUCAACUAUCAGCCUACAGGAGGACCGACUGGGCCAAGCUGGGGAAGGUAAAGAUCUCCUUCCCCCAGGAGCUCCCCUAACCAAGCAGUCUCGAUCUCCAAGUUUCAAUAUGCAGCUGAUAUCCCAGGUGUAACUUUAACUCCCUUCCUUAGGACUCCCUCUUUCCCCGUAAUCCCCAGGCAAGUUCAUCCUUAGGCAAAACGUGAACCAUCAUCCUGCAGUGUGAAAAUACUGACUGUUGUGAUCUUGUUUGAUUUGGUUUAGCUGUCAUACUGUAUUACUGAAACAGCAAUAAUUCUUCCCUCACCUUCAUCCUCCCCCCGCCCCUCCCCUUGUAAACAUGGUUGUGAAGCAGUAUAUAAUGUACUGUAUGCCUUUUUCCAUGCCUUCCUUUCUCCUUGGGUGAUGUGCAAUCCAUCGUAGGCUGAUCAGUCCCAUUUCAACACUGUGAGACUGGAGACACCGGCGGAAAUGGUGAAUGUGAUCCCUAUGAGAUGAUGCUUUGGCUUUGUUAAGAAAUAGAAACGGGUUUGUUUUCUCGGUCUACAGUACUGCAAAGACUACUGGAUCAUGACUUUUCUUUCUCAGAACCAGGAGUGCCUCAGAGAUUCUAGUGUGACUUUGGACCUCUCUGAGUCUGUGCAAUCAAUUCUGGGGAGGGGAUUGUCAUUGCUGCUCCUGGCUGCGUACAGCACUUUUUUCAUUAAAAUGAGGGUAGUUUUUUCUUGCC
Charadrius vociferus (killdeer) is the source of this 2205-nucleotide messenger RNA. It is a transcript of the gene HYCC2, whose product is annotated as family with sequence similarity 126, member B. NCBI's taxonomy places the organism in Eukaryota, Metazoa, Chordata, Aves, Charadriiformes, Charadriidae. The record is from RefSeq and is a predicted model, not a curated record. The transcript is spliced from 10 exons. Gene Ontology annotation, biological process: phosphatidylinositol phosphate biosynthetic process; protein localization to plasma membrane. The coding region runs from base 13 to 1608 and encodes 531 amino acids. Gene Ontology annotation, cellular component: plasma membrane.